CAAAUGCGGGCGGGCGGGCCCACUGCCCUGCAGUUGCUGUCGUGUCUUCCGAGCCGUGUUGUCUUUCUGCCGACAGGAUGGCCUCCCGGAACCGCAACCCAGCAACAGCCAGCGUUGUUGCCUCCCGAAAAGGGGCAGAGCCUAGCGGGGGCGCUGCCCGGGGCUCCGUGGGCAAGAGGCUACAGCAGGAGCUGAUGACCCUCAUGAUGUCUGGCGACAAAGGGAUUUCUGCCUUUCCUGAAUCCGACAACCUUUUCAAAUGGAUAGGGACCAUCCAUGGAGCCGCUGGCACAGUAUAUGAAGACCUGAGGUAUAAGCUCUCCCUAGAGUUCCCUAGCGGCUACCCUUACAACGCGCCCACGGUGAAGUUCCUCACUCCCUGCUACCAUCCCAACGUGGACACUCAGGGUAACAUCUGCCUAGACAUCCUGAAGGACAAGUGGUCUGCCCUGUAUGACGUCAGAACCAUCCUCCUCUCCAUCCAGAGCCUGCUAGGAGAACCCAACAUCGACAGCCCUUUGAACACACACGCUGCUGAACUCUGGAAAAACCCCACAGCCUUUAAGAAGUACCUACAGGAAACCUACUCAAAGCAAGUCUCCAGCCAAGAGCCCUGACCCACUCUGUCCGGCCUCUGUCCUUGUGUCGUGUCAUCUUUUUUCCUUAGUUGAUCUGUCCUCCUUGGUUUCUGUCCAAGAUUCUGUAUCUGAAGCUGUGGCGUCCUUUCUGUUUUGUUUUUUAAAUUAAGCCUCUGUUUGAGCCUUUAUGAUGAAUAUAUUAAAUAAACACAUUU
This is a messenger RNA of Elephantulus edwardii (Cape elephant shrew), 793 nucleotides long. RefSeq names its product ubiquitin-conjugating enzyme E2C (gene UBE2C). The transcript has 6 exons. NCBI's taxonomy places the organism in Eukaryota, Metazoa, Chordata, Mammalia, Macroscelidea, Macroscelididae. The coding region runs from base 78 to 617 and encodes 179 amino acids. The record is from RefSeq and is a predicted model, not a curated record.